Colletotrichum orchidophilum is the source of this 525-nucleotide messenger RNA. RefSeq lists its product as uncharacterized. Bases 1 to 525 code for a protein of 174 amino acids. The record is from RefSeq and is a predicted model, not a curated record. The transcript has a single exon. Lineage: Eukaryota; Fungi; Ascomycota; Sordariomycetes; Glomerellales; Glomerellaceae.
AUGAAAGUCGUCUUAUUCUUCUCCGCCGCUCUUCUUGGCGGCAUAGCUGCCGCCCCAACAGCUGCGGAACAUCAGAUAGCCAAAGCGCCACCCAGAAUCUAUCCCUGGCAGAACUCUACACAGACUCUGCAAAGCAUUCGAGAUAAUUCUCCGUCAUGUAACAUCACAUCCACUCAUGUCCACCGCAGCGACUCUGAGGAUAACUGCAGCGAGGUCGAUGCCUGCCGCAGUAAGAAGGCGCCGAUAAGCCGUCACGAGAUCGAAAAGUUCAACGUCACAUUAAAACCCAUACCAAAGUUUGAACCGGAACGGCCAAAGAAUAUGGAGAAGCGGCAAUGCCACCCGUGCUGCACUGAUCCCGAGGAGUCCAAGCCCCCGGCCGGAUAUCCUAAGCCCCUUCACCCGGAAUUGCCCAAGUGGGGAUGCAAAGACUUGGCUGCGGACUGCAGUCAAUGCGGACAGCCUCCAGAGUGGGAGUGGGUUAUUCCUGGUGGCGCCAACGACAAGAAUCUGGGCAAGGACUAA